GAGAGUAAAGCUCGGGUGACGAGCAUUCACUCCUCCACGUCGCGACGCCGAUCCGAGGAUAAUCACAAACGUCACUUUCCUUUCGUUUUUACUGUCAGUUUUAAAUUAAAACUAUCUUAUAAUCGUCGUAAAAGUAUGUUAUUGAUAUCCUCAUGACUGUGAGUCGGGAUAAGAGAUGAAGAAAGCGAGGAAGCGACUGCCAGCGAACGGAUCUCAAGCGUCUGUCAGGAAACAUGAAGAACAAUUACCCUGGAAGAAACAGAAGCUUGUGGAAAUCCAUCAGGCCCUAAACAGCGACCCCGUGGACAUCGAGACCCUGCGGCGGGCGGCUGUGAGCGAAGGCGGUUUGCUGACGGAUGACAUCAGGAGAAAAGUUUGGCCCAAACUCCUCAGUAUCAAUGUGUACAAUCUGCCUGCCAAACCCUCCAAAGAUGUCCGGGAAGACCAUAAAGACUACAGACAGGUGGUGCUUGAUGUCAAGAGAUCUUCGCGACGUUUCCCAAAAAGCAUGCGUGUGGAUGAGCGAGAGGUUCUCCAAGAGCAGCUGAUCGACAUCAUUCUGGAUGUUUUGAGGAGAAAUCCUCAGCUGCACUAUUACCAGGGUUAUCAUGACAUUGUGGUGACCUUCCAGCUGGCGGUGGGACAGAAGAUGACCAUCGCAAUCAUGGAGAAACUGUCCAGUCAUCAUCUCAGGGAUUUCAUGGACCCCACCAUGGACAGCACAAAGCAUAUCCUGAACUACCUGAUGCCCAUUCUGAAGCGAGUGGACAGAGAGUUGCACGACUUCAUGAUAAGGUCUGAGGUGGGCACCAUCUUCGCUCUGAGCUGGCUGAUCACAUGGUACAGCUACGUCCUGUCAGAUAUUCGGCAUGUUCUGCGGCUCUAUGAUUUCUUCCUGGCGUCUCACCCACUCAUGGCCAUCUACUUUGCUGCUGUGAUUGUGCUGUACAGACAGAAGGAAGUGAAGAGCAGCGAGUGUGAUAUGGCCAGCGUUCAUCACCUGCUGUCUCAGAUGCCUCAGGAUCUGCCGUACGAGGAGCUGAUUGGUCAAGCUCAGAGCCUCUUCAUCAGCUGCCCGCCCUCAAUGCUGAGCCAGUCUGCCGCGCUGAAGCCACGCAACAUAAUCGCCAUCAGCACCUUUACAGACUUCCAGAAGUCCACGCUGCGUCAGCGUCCCGACUCCGUCCUUCGUCAACAGCAUCAAAAGCGGCAUAAAAACCAGCUAACCCUCACUCUGAGCACCCAGCCAACGAGCACUAACCAGCUCAUCAAAAUGGCAGUGUGGGGUCUGUCGGCCACGUUAGGAGCGGCGGCGCUGGCCGUGGCCCAAACGGCCAUGGACUGGGCACCCGAGUUUCUCUCCCAGCUCUUCUGACACGAAACACCUCGUUCUCACGUGUGCCAAACAGGGUGUACUGCAAUGUGCAAAUAUGUGUUAAGUGAUGCAAAACACCCGGAGAGAAUGAAUCUGAAGCGUAUUUAUUUCCGAACCGUGCUUUUUUUCUUAUUUAUAGAUUUUAGCUGUGGUAAUAUUGGCGAAGUGGGAGGAGUCACACGAGGUUUUUGUAAUCAUAAGCAUUUCUGGAUGUCGUUCCAUCAGCAGAAUGUCAGAGAAAGUGCUCUGCUAGGCCCUUCUCAACAGCACAAAUUAUUAAAAGGUUUUUUUUUUCUGCUGAAUGCCGUCAGUAGUGAGUGAAGCUCAUUAAGAGGAGAAAACGGGUAAAGGCUGAAAGACCACAGAGACUCGCUGGUGAACGCAGCACUUUACAACAACAGUUUAUUCUAGAUCAAGAACAACCUACACACAUGCUUUCAGGAUCCACGGCUCACUUUCACGUCCUUUAGAUAUGAACCACUGUCCUCUGUGUGCAAAUUAUACCGUCAAUGUGUCUUAUUACACUCACUACUCUCACUAAAAAAAAAAAAUAGGUGAAAGAAUUUACUUUGAAACCAUUUUUUUUUUUACUGAGUAACUGCUAUUAAAUUUCACAAAUAGUUACGAAGAAACACCAGGUAUCGUUAAAUAUAAGAUAUUUUGAAGUAGAAACACUGAAAAAAAUUUAUUUUCUUGUAAAACACACUAUAAUCUUUGUUUUAUUCAGAAUAAAUGUUUUUUUCAGUAGUUUCCUGUUAAGUGAAUCGUUUAAAUUAACAUGUUAGUUUAGUAAAAUUAAUUAAAAAAAAAAAAAAAAUUUAAUUACUGUUCAUGGUGCGGCACACUGAAAAACAGUGGUUAAAUGGUUAACUAAGUAGCCAUAAUUUAAAAAAAUAUAUAUAAUAUAUUUAAAAACAAAAUCUAAAAAAAGAAAAAACCUACUUAAAGGAGAAGUCCACUUCCAGAACAACAAU
Molecule: messenger RNA, 2349 nt
Organism: Labeo rohita (rohu)
Lineage: Eukaryota; Metazoa; Chordata; Actinopteri; Cypriniformes; Cyprinidae
Exons: 8
Coding region: 176-1375 (399 amino acids)
Biological process (GO): positive regulation of GTPase activity; endoplasmic reticulum to Golgi vesicle-mediated transport
Cellular component (GO): endoplasmic reticulum membrane
Molecular function (GO): GTPase activator activity
Source: RefSeq, a predicted model, not a curated record